Phytophthora nicotianae INRA-310 is the source of this 1842-nucleotide messenger RNA. RefSeq lists its product as hypothetical. The transcript is spliced from 4 exons. Gene Ontology annotation, biological process: regulation of DNA-templated transcription. The record is from RefSeq and is a predicted model, not a curated record. The coding region runs from base 31 to 1455 and encodes 474 amino acids. Gene Ontology annotation, molecular function: DNA-binding transcription factor activity. Lineage: Eukaryota; Oomycota; Peronosporomycetes; Peronosporales; Peronosporaceae.
CGCCUCUACCGACAACAGUGAAGGCACAAAAUGAGCCAGACUUCGAUCGAUUCAGACUUCUUGUUAAACUCGAACAUGGACCUGAACGUGGCCGUGAACGGGCUGGAUGACACACUGCCUCUACUGGACAUCGACGCCAUUGACGGUGUCAUGCUGGACCCGUCAGUGGAUGAUGUGGACCUGAGCUUCCUCUCGGGUCUGCUGCGUGAGAAUGAACCCGUGCCGGAGCCUGCGUCGCCCCUAUCGACGUCCUCAGAGCUGGCGGUCUCGUCUCCAAGCGCAAAGAGCGACACCAGCGACGACGAUUCAACACACUUUUUGGAGCCCGCGGCGGUGGUGGAGGAGUCAAAGCCUGCUAUGGGACCCAAGAAAGUGGAGGAGCGCAAGGCCAAACGGAGAGCUCAGGUGGCCAUCAGCGCGCGGCGCCACCGUUCCCGCAAGAAAAACGAGAUGAUCAGCCUGAAAAAAGAAGCUGACUACCUUAACUACCAGCUGGACUUCCUGCGUUCCAAGCACAAGUUGAUGCGUGCUGAUGGUGCAGUUGCCGAGUGGGAAGAGAAGACUAUUGCCCAACGCCACAAGCGUCGCCAAGCAGAGGAACUGAACGCUCAGUUGCGGUACGCAUUAUUCCAGCAGAGCGGCUACGUACGCAAUCUGAAGGCCAUGUUCGCGCUCGGAUCUCCGAACACCAUGGAACUCAACAUGCGGCGCUUCCUGCAUACCUACACUCAUCUGCGCAAAGACCCGCAGUCUCGUGCGCGUGACCUCGCUUCAGUAUGCACAGAUGCCAAGCUGGAGCUGGGCAUGCAAACAGUUCUUCGCGAGACGGAGGGUAUCCCGGUCCUGCGUCCGCACAUUAGCACUCGUCAGAUCAGCACGAGCUCAACCGAGUUUGGUGCGUCCACAGUGGCGGUCUACGCGUUCGACACGAUGAACACGGUUCAGAUUUUCCUUGCUGCGUGCGUGGCCAUUUUGGGUUGCGGCACUGAGUGGCCCAAGUACACGCAGCUGGACUCGUACGGCAAGGUUGUUGACGCACCUUCGGACAGUAUUCGGUACGGAGUCUCGGGUUGCCGCUAUCGCAGCGAUGAUGGCCAGGACGAAGUGGCCGUCGAGAGUCGAGGACUGUCGUAUUUCAAGAUCAUGGAUCAGUGUGCAGUACUGCUCUGGGACUAUGUCGACGAUGACGACGCGUACCCGAUGAGCAAGAACACUCUGGUCAAGCGCGACAUCAUUGGAACUGUGGUUGUUCGUCCUGAGAUCUGCGAAGAUGGUAUCAAGCGCGUGGUCUGCCGCAGCAUUUGCACGAAGGUGCACUCGGCCAACAUGACGCAGUUGACUCCUGACAUUCGCAGAUUCUCUGAAUCCAAGAAGAUGGGUGCGCAGAUUUGCGGCUCCAUGGUGUACCAGACCAUCGUGGGUCGCUGCCCCGACGCCCGACCCAUUUCGGCGUAAGAAGUCGUCAUGAAGUCGUGGGAUUCUUGUUUUUCUUUUAUUUGAUUAUUUAGCCAAUGCAUUUCAUGCGUGGUCGAGGAGGAUAGAACUCCUUCGUAACGACAACAAAAUUUGCUUUGUUUGCUUGUAAGUGCCGUGAGGAGCUAGCCUGUUUGGAUGUCAAGCGUCCAGUACACCAGCAGACUGAUUAACUUCAUGCGUAACGUCCUGCCAUCUUGAGCGUGUGGCCACGUGUUGUGUCGACAGGGCUUUCACUUUGUCUAGUACAGUACCAUACCAUAGCUCUCUGAAGCUAACUUCCUGAUCACAGAUUCAAAUGUGAGAAAUCAAAUUCUAGAAAGCGAGAUCAACUAAGCAUUGAUUCAGAUUUCUCAUAUUUCCCUAACC